GAGUGGACGCGUCCGGCUGAAGAGGACAGGCGCAGACAGACAGGCAGAUGGACAGGCAGACAGACAGACAGACAGACAGACACACAGACGGGGUGUGAGGAUGCGCGCGGCCGGCAGCAGCUCGCACUGAUUGUCGGAGCAUCAGGAGGAGCGCGAGGAGGAGCAGAGCGGACACCAUGAGCUGCAGCUGGGGCACCGAGCUCUGGGAUCAGUUUGAUAACUUGGAAAAACACACCAGCUGGGGAAUCGACUUCCUGGAGAGAUACAGCAAGUUUAUAAAAGAGAGAGCUGACAUCGAGCUGAGCUACGCCAAACAGAUCAGGAGUCUGUCUAAGAAGUAUCACCCGAAGAGAAGCAGAGAGGAUGAGAGCAGGUACACGUGGUGUUUGGCGUUUGCAGCGACUCUCCAGCAGCUGAAUGAACUUGCGGUUCAGAGAGAAGAACUCGCUGAGAACCUGAACACACAGAUCGCAUGUGAGCUGACUCGAUACACACAGGAAGUGAAGACUGAGAGGAAGACGCAUUUCCAAGAUGGCCGCCGUGCCCAGCAGCACAUUGAGAGCUCGUGGAAACAGCUGGAGUCUAGCAAGCGUCGGUUUGAGCGUGACUGUAAGGAGGCGGAGCGAGCUCAACAAGUCUCCGACAGAAUCGACCUCGACAACAAGACGGACGGAGAGAAGCGCUGCUCACUGAAGGCUCGUCAGACGGCUCAACAGAAAAAACAAGCUGCUGAAGAGUCCCGGAAAGAAUAUGUGACCAGUUUAAACCAGUUUAACCAGGACCAGCACCAGCACUACCACACCCUGGUGCCAGUUAUAUACCAGCGAAUCCAGGACAUGGAGGAGCGGCGGAUUGAGAGAAUUUGUGAAGCGAUGCGUUCGUCAGCAGAGGCAGAGAGAAAAGUUCUUCCUGUUGUGAGUCGCUGUCUGGACGUCAUGAUGGAUGCUUCUGAGGGCAUCCAGCCCCGCAUGGACACCCAGCAGGUGGUGGAGGUGUAUAAGUCAGGCUUCGACCCUCCAGGUGACGUGGAGUUUGAGGACUACAGCGCCACCAUGAGGAGGAGCAUCUCUGAGUCCAGUUACCUCGACAACCGUACAGAGGGGCGGAGACACAGCAGGAAGCUGUGGCCAUUCAUACGCAAAAACAAGCUGUUGACCCUCCUCUCCUCCCCCCGCCAGCCUCCCCCUCCCCCCCCGACCUCCCCGUCACCUGGAGGUGUGGCCAACAGUCCCCAGUCCCCGCCCCCUGCCUCUAGAGAGCCAAUCACACAGCGGCUGAAUGAGCUGAUGAGCUCUGGCUCCAGAACCAGGAAGCAGUGUCUGCGCAGUCUCAAGAGAGGGCUGUCCCUCAAACUGGGCUCUGGUCCUGCAGACUGCAGUCAUCUUCCUCCUGAACAGAGAAGAAAGAAACUUCAAACCAGAAUCAACAAUAUCAACGAGGAGAUCCAGAGAGAGAGAGAGCAGAGAGAUGCUCUGUUGAAAAUGAGGGAGGUGUAUGAACGUAGUCCUCAGAUGGGCGACGCCGGCAGUCUGGAGCCUCGACUGGACGAAGUGAAACAGAGUCUGCAGAGACUGGACGAGGAGCUCAGGAGGAACCAGGCGUGGCUGUCAGAGGCCGACAGCAGACUCUCUGAUCACAGCAGUAGAAGACAAAGUGGAGGUUGUGGGUUAAAUUCCCAGGCGAUGACGCCAGGCAGCAGCAGCCUGAAACAGCUGGACAACCGCAGUCCAGCCAGCAGAGAGAGUCCUGACGGCAGCUACACUGAAGACCACAGUGCGGAGCUUCACUUUAAGUCUCGUAGUUCAGAGUUUGAUGAUGACUUUGAUGAUGAAGAACCGUUACCGAGUAUCGGCACCUGCAAGUCCCUCUACCCGUUCCAAGGUCAGAAUGAAGGCACGCUGUCGAUGGUGGAGGGGGAACUACUUUCUGUGGUGGAAGAGGAUAAAGGAGACGGUUGGACCAGAGUUCGGAGGAACCUGGAGGAGGAGGGAUACGUCCCCACCUCCUACAUCAAAGUCUUCCUGGACGCCAGCGCCAAAGGCUUUGUGCAGAGUAGUCGGCUAGUCUAGCACAGUAAUCGACCAGUGAGGACGUCUCGCCACAGGAAGUGAUGUAAUGGAAAGAGCUGUGAGGAAGUCCAGGGCCACGUUCAGCCCCGACAAAACGUAGCAACACGUUUAUUUAAACUGUAACGAGGGUUAACACCCUGCUGUGAGCUCUCUGCCUUUUUAUUACCACGAGUUUACAGACACGUCUCUGCUGAUUGGCUAUCAGCUGGGACACAGCCAAUAAACCAGAGACACGCCCACCAAACCAGAGAACACAGAACUCAGUGCCCGUUGCACAUGUUUCACACCGUUCAACCAGGAAACCGUAGCAACAUGGUGCUCACUGUUUAGAGAUUGAACGUUCCCCUGGAGCAGCUUCAUAGAGAGGGGAAGUCCCGCCCCUUCCUGUGUCCACCAUGGGACUUUAUUUCAGUAAAAACGUGUCCGGUAGUGAACGGGGAGAGACAGAUCAUCUUUAGAUCCUGUUUGAGUUGAGUCAUGAAUUACACACCUGAUGCUUGUCAGUUUAAAAGAUUAUUUAUCGGGUGAAAAAAGUUCCCCGUUCACUACCGGACACUUUUUAACUAAAUAUGGAAGGGAUUUCUAUUGGACAGUUUAACUCUUCACAUAUCUCGGCCAAUCAGAUGACAGACUGCUGUUGAUGGAGGAAAGAUGCUGGUGACAGAUAAAUCAAUCACAGAUCAGAUAUUAGACAGACCCAUUAGUCCAGCUCGUCUUUAUUUACUGUCGAUCCAAUUU
This is a messenger RNA of Sander lucioperca (pikeperch), 2807 nucleotides long. RefSeq names its product formin binding protein 1a (gene fnbp1a). NCBI's taxonomy places the organism in Eukaryota, Metazoa, Chordata, Actinopteri, Perciformes, Percidae. Gene Ontology annotation, molecular function: protein binding. Bases 177 to 2069 code for a protein of 630 amino acids. Gene Ontology annotation, biological process: signal transduction. The transcript is spliced from 19 exons. The record is from RefSeq and is a predicted model, not a curated record.